This is a messenger RNA of Ilex paraguariensis (yerba mate), 933 nucleotides long. The record is from the annotation of a GenBank genome assembly. Lineage: Eukaryota; Viridiplantae; Streptophyta; Magnoliopsida; Aquifoliales; Aquifoliaceae.
AUGAAGAAAAAACUGGGGGAAGGAUUAGGUGGUGAUAAUGUAAAUAUUGAGGAUUGUUCCAAAUUCACAAAUCGUGCUAGUCUGAAUAACUGGAGAAAAGAAGAGUUUUCUGAAAGCAUUUGUGACCGUUUUGUCACUGGUGAUUGGUCAAAGGCUGCUCGCAGAGGUCAAGUCUCAGAAGCUGAUAGUGUUGAUGAUGAUGAUGAUGAAGUUUUUGGUGAUUUUCAGGACAUGGAAACAGGUGAAAAAUUUGAGAGCCAUCAAACAAGUGAUAAUGGUGAUGAUCAUGUGAUACACAAGGACAAUGAUGUAACAAUCGAGGAGCGAAGGCUUGAAAAGCUUGCUCUUCAAUCACCUGAUGAGGAAAAUGACAACAAACAGGGAACCAAGUUUCAUCGGAACCAAGCUACUGAAAGUGGCUUUGUUGAUAAGCUCAAGGAGGAGAUUGAACUUCGGAAGCAACUUAAUAUUGCUGAACUCAAUGAUAUUGACGAGGCCACCCGGUUGGAAAUUGAGGGAUACAGGACAGGGACUUACCUCAGAUUGGAGAUUCAUGGUGUUCAAUGUGAGAUGGUUGAACAUUUUGAUCCCUGCCAUCCUAUUCUCGUUGGAGGAAUUGGUCUUGGUGAGGAAAAUGUUGGAUACAUGCAGGUUCGAUUCAAGCGGCAUAGAUGGCACAAAAAAGUACUGAGAACCAGAGACCCGAUAAUAGUUUCGAUUGGAUGGAGGCGAUACCAAACUACACCUAUUUAUGCUAUUGAGGACUGUAAUGGUCGUCAUCGUAUGCUCAAGUACACUCCUGAGCACAUGCACUGUCUUGCCAUGUUUUGGGGCCCUCUUGCACCUCCUAAUACUGGUGUAGUCGCUGUUCAAAAUUUGUCAAACAAUCAGGUUAGAUUGUUUUUUCCUUUGUUCCACAAAUUCCCUACUUGA